Messenger RNA from Ectocarpus sp. CCAP 1310/34, 1861 nucleotides. The record is from the annotation of a GenBank genome assembly. Lineage: Eukaryota; Phaeophyceae; Ectocarpales; Ectocarpaceae.
CGAGACGCCGGAGACCACACCGCCGACCGUUGCCGAGACGACCGAGCCCGAAGUGCCUACUCCCUCGCCGACGAUGAUGCCGCUCGGAGCCGACGGUGCUGUCGACGACGACGAGUGCUCCGUCUGCUCGAACCUGACAGACGAGCAAGUAGCGAUUCUGGCCAGCUACGACAACGGCGGGAAGCAGGUGGUGUGCGACCCCACCUGCUUGGACGGCGUCACCGACCCUCUGCACUGCAACUACUUCGGCCUGGGACAGAUCUGCAGGGGCUGCGGCGACUGCUCUUCCUGCGAGCCUUGCCCGGGGACAACCCCCGCGCCCGAAACAACAUCCUCACCGACGAUGAUACCCGACCUCGGCUUUGAUCUUACCACUCCGAGCCCCGUCACGCCAGAGACACCGGCGCCUUCCGUUAAGGCGGUGAAGCGCACGCCCUCGCCCGAGACGCCGGCGACCGCACCGCCAACUAUUGCCGAGACCCCUGCGCCCAAAGCGACUACCCCCUCGCCGACGAUGGAGCCCGACCUCGGCUUUGAUCUUACCACUCCGAGCCCCGUCACGCCCGAGACACCGGCGCCUUCCGCUAAGCCUGUGAAGCAGACGCCCUCCCCCGAGACGCCGGAGACCACACCGCCGACCGUUGCCGAGACGACCGAGCCCGAAGUGCCUACUCCCUCGCCGACGAUGAUGCCGCUCGGAGCCGACGGUGCUGUCGACGACGAUGAGUGCUCCGUCUGCUCGAAUCUCACCGAGGCCCAGAUGGAGUCUCUGGCCGCCUACCCGGACGGUGGAAAGCAAGUCAUCUGCGACCCCCGAUGCGUCGACGGAAACUCUGACAUCACCCACUGCAACUACUUCGGCCUGGGCCAGAUCUGCCGCGGUUGCGGAGACUGCGAUGACUGCACCCCGUGCCCCGUGUUUCCCGCGCGAACCAUGUAACCGUCACGAAAGAUUGGUUACGGAUUGUUCUCAGGGCGUUCAUUUCGCAGCGGUUGUCCUUCCACCGAAGUUACUCUCGUGGGUACCGUAAAGGCUGCCCUGACGUCUUAUUUCCCAGAAAAUGUUUUCAAACGAAGGGAGAAUGCCGACGGCUACGUAGCUUGUAACAACUAGACAUUUUAUGUUUGGAUUACAUGGGUUGGUGUUGAACUUUUGUGCGAACGUCAGCAAGCCGUUAUCAGUGUGACGCGGCAGGGGUGGCGUAGAGGGAAAGAACACAUGCCUUGUGAGAGUCAGCCGCCGGCUCUUUAUGGGCGGGCAAACAUAUCAUUUUAUGAUGUUUAUGUGGAGGUUUGCAUUUGUUAGAUUCCUCCGGCGAAGAAUUCUUCUCCCUGGCGAUUCCGCAGAUGGUGAGAACAUCAGGGGGAAGGGCGAAAUUGUUCUGCGUUGUGCAUUCGGCUUGUCGCCGUCAAGGGCAUCAUGCAUGCAUAGGUGAGGUGUCCUAUUGAUUUGUCGUUUGACGUUUUGUGAUUGAUGAGUAGUAGUCUAGCCUAUUACGUUUUUUUCGUGGACUGAUGCUUUAUGGUUGAUGUAUUGUUUGACUGAUGGGAGUGACUUCGGUUGGUUGGGUAAGUGAAAAGGGGGGGGGGGGUUGUUUGUUGGAGGUCCCCUUGUCGGCACGUAGCCGUGGGGCUUCCACGUUGAAAUUCUUGUCGAGGUCGAACGGGAAGCUACUGUAGGGAGCUUCGAUUUCGCCACAGCAAUAGCGCUCUAGGCAGAGGGUGACGUUUGCCUCCUACGUAAUCGUGCUUACUUACAACAGAUUGUACAUGGGAACACACAAUUGGAUGGUGUAUUGUAAUGUGGUGAAGGUUUAUGGCUGCAAUUAGAGACAUAAUCGAAUCAUGUGAUGCGGCAAAG